AUGCCCAAGCAUACUAUUCAGGACAAAAUGGACCAACCCAUCCAGGAAGGAGACUAUGCUUUCACCAGGGUGCGCGGCGGUUCUCACCAUGGAAAGGUCCAGAAGAUCGUCACCGAUGAGGAAGAGGCAGAGCAGGAAGAUGUGAAGAACCCUCCCAAGGUCAUCUAUAGUGACCAGCACGGCCAUCAGGUCGCACGUAAUCCCGAAACGCUGGAGAAAACACAGCCAGAGGAGUAA
Molecule: messenger RNA, 237 nt
Organism: Aspergillus versicolor CBS 583.65
Lineage: Eukaryota; Fungi; Ascomycota; Eurotiomycetes; Eurotiales; Aspergillaceae
Product: DUF2945 domain-containing protein
Exons: 4
Coding region: 1-237 (78 amino acids)
Source: RefSeq, a predicted model, not a curated record